This is a messenger RNA of Zygotorulaspora mrakii, 417 nucleotides long. RefSeq names its product phosphatidylinositol N-acetylglucosaminyltransferase GPI19 (gene GPI19). Gene Ontology annotation, biological process: GPI anchor biosynthetic process. Gene Ontology annotation, molecular function: phosphatidylinositol N-acetylglucosaminyltransferase activity. The record is from RefSeq and is a predicted model, not a curated record. The coding region runs from base 1 to 417 and encodes 138 amino acids. NCBI's taxonomy places the organism in Eukaryota, Fungi, Ascomycota, Saccharomycetes, Saccharomycetales, Saccharomycetaceae. The transcript has a single exon.
AUGACAGAGGACUAUAGUGAGGAAUACGAGUGGUUUGCCUACUACAUAACCGUAACAUCAAUUUUGGUCUUCAUUAUAGUAUGGUCACUUCUUCCCAAUGAAAGUGCUAUAGGUCAACUACACAACGGGUUAUUUAAGGCGAUCUUAGAAAUUUUGCCACAGCGAAACUGGGUAAUCUACUCGCAGGCGUUUAUAUUAAUGGGGAUGCUAUAUACCUAUUUUGGUAUUCUAAUGUACAAUGAGGAUGUGUUAACGCCUUCACUCGAUGAUCUACGUACCAUCACGGAUUCAAAGGGUAAGGUUGCUAUUGCUGAUAGCGAAAAGAAGCUCAUCGAUGAAUAUGUAUUCAAAGAGACUAGUGCGAUUAUCGAUAUACCCAUAAUGGAUGUGUGUAGAAUAUUAUAUGGCGAUAAGUAA